Messenger RNA from Leguminivora glycinivorella, 1287 nucleotides. RefSeq names its product gustatory and odorant receptor 22-like (gene Gr21a). Gene Ontology annotation, cellular component: membrane; axon; neuronal cell body. Gene Ontology annotation, biological process: sensory perception of taste. Lineage: Eukaryota; Metazoa; Arthropoda; Insecta; Lepidoptera; Tortricidae. The record is from RefSeq and is a predicted model, not a curated record.
UCCGGAAACAACAAAAUGGAGAAUGACAAUCCAAGAUUCAAAAUGUUUAAUCCGAACCAGAACGAACAGAUCAGGAAGAGGGAUAUGUUUGGGAAAAAUGGAAAUGAAGAUGAUGAUAAAAACCAAGAAACUGCCCAACUGCCCGGUCUACAGAUCACCGCACAAGACGGCGAACUCCUAGACAAGCACGAUAGCUUCUAUAUCACCACCAAGAGCUUGUUAGUUCUGUUCCAGAUCAUGGGCAUUAUGCCUAUUAUGAGGGUACCGAAAGAUGCACAAACAACCAAGCGGACUACCUACAACUGGAUUUCAAAAGCAACGUUUUGGGCCUAUCUUGUGUGGUCUCUUGAGUCAAUCAUUGUAGUCAAAGUUGGGAAAGAGCGCUAUGAAAAUUUUCAAAAAAGUAAUAAUAAGCGGUUCGACGAGGUGAUUUACAACAUUAUCUUUCUCAGCAUCCUUAUACCGCAUUUUCUUCUUCCCAUCGCGUCGUGGCGGCAUGGCCCGCAGGUCGCAAUAUUUAAAAAUAUGUGGACUCACUACCAGCUUAAAUACCUUAAGAUCACAGGAACGCCAAUAGUAUUCCCAAAUCUGUACUCCCUUACUUGGGUAUGCUUCUUCUCAUGGGGUUUGAGUUUCGCCGUCAUUCUAUCCCAGCACUACUUGCAGGAUGAUUUCGAGCUGUGGCACUCUUUAGCUUAUUACCAUAUCAUAGCUAUGUUGGAUGGAUUUUGUUCACUGUGGUACAUCAACUGUAACGCUUUUGGAACAGCAUCUAAAGGUUUAGCCCGAAACCUACACAAGGCUCUGGAGGCCGACCAUCCGGCCCUGAUGCUUGCUCAGUACCGCCAUCUCUGGGUCGACUUGUCGCACAUGAUGCAGCAGUUGGGUCGGGCGUAUUCUAACAUGUACGGAAUUUACUGCAUGGUCAUAUUUUUCACGACCACCAUUUCGUUGUACGGCGCGCUCUCGGAGAUAUUGGAACAUGGCUUGAGCUAUAAGGAGAUGGGGUUGUUCGUGAUUGUCGGAUAUUGCAUGACUUUGUUGUUCAUUAUAUGCAAUGAGGCGUAUCAUGCGUCGAGAAAGGUAUGUGAUCAGUUACAGUAGGUAUUUAAUAAUUUCUCAGAUGACAAACAGCGCGAGGUGGAAAUGUUCUUAGUGGCCAUCGCCAAGAACCCACCCAUCAUGAACCUGGACGGUUUCACUAAUAUUAAUCGCGAGUUAUUUACUGCGAACAUAUCCUUCAUGUCAACAUUAAGUAUAGUAAUUAUGAGAUUUCAAGUAUCAUGA